Peronospora belbahrii is the source of this 771-nucleotide messenger RNA. NCBI's taxonomy places the organism in Eukaryota, Oomycota, Peronosporomycetes, Peronosporales, Peronosporaceae. The record is from the annotation of a GenBank genome assembly.
AUGCACCAAGUGCUCGAUAAUGAAGCAGAACCAGGAUUGCAGCAUGAUUGGAAUGAAUAUGAGGCGGUAAUAUGUACAGUAAAAGUGAGGAAUAGAGAGAGUUUUCUGCACAUAAACCGCUUUGUCAAGCACAUAGUGGACACGUUUUCCCAUGAAGUGCGUUUGUUGGUGGCUGACACAUCGUUGUCAACUAUAGAGGAUGUGAAGCAAAUAAAGAGCUGGUGUUGUGACAAUGGCUUUGAGUUUGUAGCCUUAGACUGCACUGAACACAUAUCCAGUGACGACACUUCCAAUGACGAGAAGGUUGGAAUCGACCGUGUGCUAGAAGCACUACAUUGCAAUAUGUGGAAGUCCAUGGAGUUGCAUUCGUUUCAACUAGAAACGGCUGCGCCGUUGAAAGCAGCAACAGAGAAGGUAUCAAACAAGAUUGACAAGAGACACCAUCAAGCAGGAAAUGAGGAGGGGAAGAAUACGAAGGCGGAAGACCAGACAAUGUCACUGAGUGACGAACGAAUUGAGGCGUUACUGCAGGCUCUAAAGAUUGCAGAAGAUCCUCGAGUGUCUACUAAAGAUGCAAAAAAAAGCGAUGACAAAGAUGAUGACAUUGAUAUGGCUCAAUUCAGUGCACUAAUCUCCGAAGUACGAGAUGUUCGUGAACAAGGUAAACUGCUGACUAACGAGCAAAGACGUGAUCGUGCUGCUGAGGUUGCUAUGAAGCUUUGGCACAUGCUGGGCGAGGACAAUGGCAGUGACGCGAGCGGGUCCGAGUAG